Molecule: messenger RNA, 4561 nt
Organism: Nymphalis io (European peacock)
Lineage: Eukaryota; Metazoa; Arthropoda; Insecta; Lepidoptera; Nymphalidae
Gene: Blm
Product: recQ-like DNA helicase Blm
Exons: 21
Coding region: 338-4072 (1244 amino acids)
Biological process (GO): DNA replication; double-strand break repair via homologous recombination
Cellular component (GO): cytoplasm; nucleus; chromosome
Molecular function (GO): nucleic acid binding; 3'-5' DNA helicase activity; four-way junction helicase activity
Source: RefSeq, a predicted model, not a curated record
CUAACGCAUUCGAUAUCGAUAAUCGAUACAAUGCUUACUACAUAGAUAAUACAUGCCCACCUAUUGGAAGACGAAAAUUUUAUCAUUGAAACGAAUUGGUUUUAUCUAUGACUUUGAGUAAUGAGUACCUAUCAAUUUCAAAAAACUUUUAAAGAGUAUAUAAAUAUAAUAAUAAGACCAAUAAAUUUGACUUAUUAAUUUGAUAACAUUGUUAUUCACCGACUUUCAGAUAGAAUAAUGUGUAUUUUGUCGGUGUGUAUUUAACAUUUUGACAACAUCUAAAUUACAAUGAGAGACAGUAUCACCUAAAUUAUAUUUAAUAUGAUAUUUGGAUAAAAUGGAGGAGUUCAUAAAAAAAAAUUUUAAAAAUACUGUAAUGGAUUCCAGACACAGUACCCCGGUUUCGGAAAGCAAUCAAAGUGUUAAGAAAAAGUCUAAAUUCGUUUGGAAAUCUAAGUCUUCAAAUACAAUUUCAACUCCACCGAGUUCAGAGAUAAACAAUUCCUUAGGUGGUGUAAGGAAUGUUUGUCAGAGAGAUGAAGGAAUCAAUAAUUUUAUGGAUGUGGGUGAAUUAAAAUGUAUACCUUCAGAAAUGUUAUAUAGUCCAAAUAGAUAUACAAUUGAAGAACCUAAAAGUCAAUCAUCAAGUAAAGUACAAUCUGUUGAAAUAGGAAAAAACACUGACAAAUUUGUUGUUUUCGACAGCUCAGUGUCUGAUUUCCUUUUAAAAAUUUCUGAUCACACCGUAUUGAAAAAACAUGAUAUGGUCAAGAACAUUACUAGCAAAGAAAUAGAAGAAUGUAAAAUAUUAUAUAUUGAGUUGUUAGAAAAAAUAAGUGAAGCCUUUAGGAGAUUGUCUGACUUGACAAAAAAUGUGAUACACGGGUAUAAUGAUGAAACAUAUGCGAGUAUAAAUAAGAUAGAAACUAAAUUAAAAUCAAUCAUACAAAGUCAAGGACAAUGUAAUGGACAUGAAAGUAAUAAUUUAAAUGUAAAUAGCACUAUUCAAGAACCACAAAAUUCAUCUACAUUUUGUAUAUCUGAUGAUGACUCUCGACAAACACUAAUACUGGGUGAAGAAAGUGCAGAUGAUUCUAUAUCAUCUACCCCAAACACAUUGCUUGAAAACCAAACAGGCAUCAAAUCUAAAAUUAUUGGUAAACGAUCUUUAUCUUUAAAUUCAAAUUCCUCAAUUAAUGAUUCAACGCACAACAUUUGUACUAAUGCUGAUACUAAAACAAAUGGUACAAAAAAAAAAUUCGUAGUGAAACGGCCUUCGUCUGUUACCCUUAAAGAACCGAAUGAAAAAUCUACAAUAGGAAGCAUUCCUUCAAAUACAUUAGAAAGAGUAAAAAAUGCUUCAGAGAAGUUACAGCCGUUACCAACGGAAGUUCUAUCAAAAUGCAGCUCUAUACCUGCUAGUUCAGUACACUUCCAACCUCCGGGAUUAAGCAAGGCUUUACGUUUGCCGUCGACAGAUGCGGAAUCGUCUAUUAACAGGAACACUUCUUUUGAAUCUGAUUUUGAUGACGAAACAAAUGUGAUUUCCGUCAAUGACUCUAUGCCGGCUCAUUCGAAUAACGAUGAGAGUGAAAGAGACAUAUUACUUGACGACGAGGGGUGGCAAGUUUAUGAUCCCUCUAUGUUCGGCGAGGAAAAUAUUAUUGAUUCAAAUGAACACUCAACUAACCAAUUACAAAUUAAUUUAAUGGAUCAAAACGAGGUUGACCCUGCGGUGUCUUAUGAAGAAAUGGGAGAGUUUCAUCCUGGAACGAUUAAUGAUGGAAUAACAGGUGAAUUUGAUGGUUUAAAUUAUCCUCACUCUGAUCUUAUGAUGGAAAAGUUAAGAGAAAAGUUUGGUCUCAGAUCGUUUAGACCUAAUCAGUUGCAAGUCAUCAAUGCUGCACUGCUGGGACACGACUGCUUCGUUCUAAUGCCCACCGGCGGUGGUAAAUCGCUGUGCUACCAAUUGCCUGCCAUACUGACCCCCGGCGUGACUGUAGUAGUGUCUCCGUUGAGAUCGUUGAUUCUAGAUCAAGUUAAUAAAUUAAACUCGCUCGAUAUCUAUGCGGUAUACUUUUCCUGCGAACAAUCAGCGGCAGAGGCGAACGAAAUAUACUAUCAGCUUUCGUUAGCGGAACCGGCAAUUCGUCUGCUCUAUGUGACGCCGGAGAAGCUCAGCAGUUCAGAAAAAUUACAAAAUACACUGAAUAUGCUUUAUUCUCGAAACCUAAUUGCAAGGUUCGUGGUGGACGAGGCUCACUGCGUGUCGACGUGGGGCCACGACUUCCGCCAGGACUACAAGCGGCUGGGCGAGCUGCGGCGCCGUUUCCCGCGCGUGCGCCUCAUGGCGCUCACGGCCACCGCCACGCCGCGCGUGCGCAUCGACAUCCUGCACCAGCUCAAGGUCACAAAUUGCAAGUGGUUUCUAUGGAGUUUUAAUCGACCUAAUCUCUCCUACGAGAUUCUACAAAAGACACCAAAAGAUGUAAACAAGGACAUUAUUAACGUUAUCCGCCAGAGGUUUGCCGGGAUGUCGGGCAUCGUGUACUGCCUGUGGACCAAGGAGUGCGAGGCGCUGGCGCUGGAUAUGCGCAAGGCGGGGCUGCAGGCGGCCGCCUACCACGCCCGCCUGCAGCAGCGCACGCGCGAGGACGUGCAGGUGGGCUGGCUGGCCGACCGCUACACGGUGGUCUGCGCAACGAUCGCCUUCGGCAUGGGCAUCGACAAGGCGGACGUGCGCUUCGUGAUACAUCACAGCCUGCCCAAGUCGGUGGAGGGCUACUACCAGGAGGCGGGUCGCGCGGGCCGCGACGGGGAGCCGGCCGCCUGUCUGCUGUACUACAACUAUUGCGACGUCAUCCGCAUUCGGCGCAUGCUGGAGAAGGAGAGAACCACCACUCAGGAAGCGAGACAAGUGCACGUGGACAACCUGAUGCUCAUGGCGCAGAUGUGCGAGAACGUGUCGGAGUGCCGGCGCGUGCAGGUGCUGGCGUACCUGGGCGAGCGCUUCCCGCGCGCGCGCUGCGCGGCCGGGCCGGCGCCGUGCGACGCGUGCCGCCGCGCCGCGCGCCCCGCGCCCGUCGACGUCACGCGCGACUGCGUCACCAUCGCGCGCGCCGUGCGGGACCUGCGCCAGUCCUACACGCUGCUGCAGCUGGCCGACGCGCUGCGCGGCUCCAUGCAGAAGCGCCUCGCUCAGCUGCAGGGCAACCCCUUGCAUGGACUAUGCAAAACGUGGGCGCGCGGCGACGAGCAGCGACUGUUGCGGCAACUGCUGUUCAAGAAGGUACUUCGCGAGUUUAUUAAGAUAAACAACGACAUCUCCAAUGCAUACAUCACAACCGGACCGGAGUUAGACAGAUUGCUAUCAGGUGAAAUUAAAAUCGAGUUCGCUAAGCAGCCGCAGUCCCAGCAGACGACAGUUGCGGCGACGCCAGCUCCCGCCGCUACCGAUGCAAAUAAGCCGGGCAUCAACGCGCGACUCGACAGUCUCGUAAAUCGCUGCUACGCCGAUCUGGUCGAAGCCUGCCGACAGAUGGCACAGGAGCGCGGCGCGAGCCUGACGACGCUGUUCCCGCAAGUGUCGCUGCGGGCCAUGGCGAAUGCUCUGCCCGAGACCACGGAGGCCAUGCUGGCGCUGCCGCACGUCACGCGCGCCAACUACGACAAAUACGGACACCGAUUGUUGCGCAUCACUUGCGAUUAUUCUCUCGAAAAGCUAGGUAUCUUGAUGGAUUACCAGGAUGAACUGGAGAUGCAUUCAGCUUCAACGUCGACCACAAACGCAACCUGGAGUCCCAAAAACAAACCCAAAACAAAGGCUCGUCGAGCACGCAACACUGGUGCGCGUAGAGGAGGGAUACAGAAGAGAACGAAACGAGAGGGUUCGACGAUCGCGACGACCAGAAGAGGACUGAGCACGUCGCGGGCGCGCAAGCAGACCCGCGAGCGAGUGGCGCGCACCGGGCCAGUAGCAGGAGGCAGCGGGCUGGGUGCUAUGCCGCUGCCUCGUGCGGGCACUGCUACAGCUCGUCCCGGCGUGUUACAAUCCAGAUUAAACUUUAUUUAAACAUUGUAUCCUUCAUGCCAAUAAAAAAUCAAUUGGACACAUUACUUAUUUAUAUAAGGGUUUUAUGUCUAAUUUAUAAAAUUUUACUAUGUUAUUAAUGGCUAGUUACUAAAUUCAAGCAACUAUUCGUUUUACUUACGCGUCAGAAGGCUAUGAAUAAAGGGUAUUAUGGUAAAUAAACGGAGACUACGGAUACUGGAGUUUCAAUGAAUAUUUGAAAACGUCAAUAAGGCAAUUCGGAUUUUGAAUAUACCAACGGGACAUAUGUCUUAAAUAUAUUUAUUUAACACAUGAGUCCUGUUAUAUAUCCUAUUUGAUACCGAAGGCACAUAGACCGAAUACCACAUAUAUUUCUUAAAAAAUAAAAGCUGGUUGAUUAUAUGUUUUUUUAACCAAAUGUUUAGCUAUAGCUGUAUAAUUAAUUUUAAAUUAUUUUAAGAAAUAGUAAUUGCAUUGUAUAAACAUUUGUUGUAUAUAAAUAAGAUAAAU